Messenger RNA from Linum trigynum, 381 nucleotides. The record is from the annotation of a GenBank genome assembly. Lineage: Eukaryota; Viridiplantae; Streptophyta; Magnoliopsida; Malpighiales; Linaceae.
AUGGGCAGACCUAGAAUCUACCUCACCAGCCGUCGAGGAUUGGCUAUUGAAAUUAAGAUUUGGGGUAUGGGCAGACCUAGAAUGAAGACUCUUUUCAUAGCCGAAGCCUGGGAUUUCAGGUGGAGACUCUUUUCAGAGUGGGUUGAGGUGGUGGUUAGGGGAGAGAGUUCUUCAAUACUCGAAUCCAGAUUUACAAUAAGGCAGGCGAGAGCGAGGGAGGUAGGCGAGGGAAGGCAAUCGACUGCUGAUUCCUCUGGAUUGACGUCGCGUUCCUCGUGUUGUGCGACUUGCCGGCGGGUGGACAAGAUGAUGGAGGAGAUGGCGGAGUUUUACUCGUCGCAGUCGUGGUCGGGUCAGACCGGGCUGCUGGAAAUGAUCUAG